Messenger RNA from Pleurotus ostreatus (oyster mushroom), 5139 nucleotides. RefSeq lists its product as uncharacterized. The coding region runs from base 1 to 5139 and encodes 1712 amino acids. NCBI's taxonomy places the organism in Eukaryota, Fungi, Basidiomycota, Agaricomycetes, Agaricales, Pleurotaceae. The record is from RefSeq and is a predicted model, not a curated record. The transcript has 23 exons.
AUGUCUUUCUCUAAAGAUGCACUCUGGUCGGAAGGCCACGACGAAUCCGUAGAGGUCAACCAGCGCGCGCUCAUCGAUAAAGUGCUUGCUCGCUACUCGGGCGAAUUCUCUGUAUUUCGCGAGCUCUUACAGAACUCGGACGAUGCGUCGUCCUCCGCAGUCGAGAUCCGCUUCGAGACGGAGGGUUUCCUAAAGUCCAAGGCUCGGAAUGACGAUCAUGAAUCAACUACAAGCGGUGCACCACCGGAUUUGAAGACUGCCAUAGUUCAUCAAUGGACUUUCAGAAAUAAUGGUCUCGUAUUUAGAGAUGAGGAUUGGAAUAGACUUAAGAAGAUAGCUGAGGGGAAUCCUGAUGAGGAGAAGAUCGGUGCAUUCGGUGUCGGCUUCUACAGUCUCUUCUCUGUAACAGAGGAACCGUUUGUGACGUCGGGAGAUCAAUGGAUGGGAUUUUACUGGAAAGACAAGAAGGAUCAGCUCUUCGCUCGCCGAGGGACACUUCCCCCAACCGGGCGUGUAGAUCAAUGGACGUCCUUUGCGAUGACACUACGUGAUCCAUCCGCCAUUCCUCCGCCAUUCGAUUUCACCAGAUUCCUCGCAUCGUCCAUUGUCUUCAUGUCCCAUUUAUCCGAGGUCAGUGUGUAUUUUGAUAAUCACUGUCUUGUGAAGAUAUCGAAGUCUCCUGGCGCACCUCGAACGUUGGCGAUCCCUCGACCUCUACAAACUCGAAGUACUUUCAAUUCCAUGGAAGUCAAAUCCGUCGCAGAAGCACCUCUCCAUAUUUCUGCGUCCAUCAUGAAACUGGUGUACACAUCUGGGACGGAGAAGCCACCAGUCCCGACAGCGUUAAAGCCCAUCCAGAAGACGACCGGUUUCUUCUCAUCUUUGCUUCAGUCAUUUGCUGCAUCUGCUCCUCCCACUCCGCAGCCUCCUCCUGUCGCCCUUCCCACCGACCCUAGUACUGAGUUGCAGCUCGUCGAUACCAGUAUUAGCCUAUCCAUAUUUUCCGCUGACGUCGAUGUGCGAUUGCCCAAGAAAGUCGGAGACGAACUACUGAGAGCGACGAAGAAAAAGCCACCGAGUAAAGUCAAAUAUCAACUGAUCUAUACCGGGAAGGAUGCCUUCGAUGCGAGUAAGAAGCAGGACGAACAGCAAGAGUUCUCUACAGGGAGUAUCUUCCAAGGUCUUCGAGCCGACAUAGAAGGCACUGGCUCAACGCGUAUCUUCGUGGGUCAUUCUACGGCCCAAACUACAGGUAUUGGGGGACACAUGGCAUCAAGGUUUAUUCCUACCGUCGAAAGAGAAUCUCUAGACUUGAUGGAUAAGAACGUUGCACUUUGGAAUAAGGAACUUCUCUACGUUGGAGGCUUCCUGUCCAGAUGUGUCUACGAGUUCGAAAUGGAUAACGUCCGUACGCUUUGGAAUGAGGCGGGCACAAGUGUGGAUCCUUCCCUCCGGAUUUGGCUACGGAACCGCGCCAUCCAUGCCCUCAAUUUCUUCACUUUCCGACAAUCUACUCCAUCACCAGAAGUUUCGAGCCUCCUGGAAGCCGCUUUCUUUGGCUGUAGUGCUAAACACCAAUUCCCUCUCAUCUCCUCCGUCGGCGUACGACCGGUAUCAGAGAUCCGCCUUCCUGAAGCCAAACUGUCUACCUUCCUGAAGUCACUGCCAAUGGUUCCCGACGAGGUUAUGAACGACGCUAAACUGAUGGUCACCUCGUUGCGCAACCGAGGCAUGUUGUUGUCUAUCACAUCUGAAGACGUCAUAAAGGAGCUGCAUAGCAGACCUUUGGACACGGAGGAAAUGAUCGCCUGUUUGCAGUGGUGGAUUGAUAUGAACAAGUUUGGGGGAGAUCCCAACCUCCCUGCGUUCCGUUCGCGCUUGCUUAGCGAAGCUAUCUUGGCCAUUGGCGAUUCGGGUCCGCCUUCUAUCGCUGGCAAAAUCAUUCCCCUUUCUACUAUCCAGUCAUUCGUAAACACCAAAGGAGCCAUUGGUGCCCACAUUCCUGUCGACGGUCCGUUGCCACCCGGUGUCUUGCCUGCCUAUAUAAGCUCCAAGUUUCGACCUGAAGAACUAUCAUCCCAUUUCCCAUGGAAGGAAUUGACGGUGGUCGAGUGGUUGCAACACAUUUGUGAGCCUAGGAUGCGCGCUACCUCCGUUGAAACCGAUAUCGGGGUAAAUCCAAAAUGGGCAGAAACCGUCCUCCAGGUCCUCCUUCGCGCUUGGCCAUCGAUAUCGAACGAAAGCAAGACGGAAGUUGCUCGUCUCUUAAGCAACCUGACAUGUAUCCCCACAUCGCAAGGGCAGAAGAAACCUGGCGACACCUACUUUUCCGACGCGAAUAUACUAGGUGAUCUACCAGUCGUGACAUUCCCCUCCCAAGCACCUAUAAAGGGAGCCUUGGGACGUUUCUUGCAAUUCCUAGGCGUUCGCAAAUACGUUGAUCUCCAGAUAGUAUUCACUAGGAUGAUCAAGACUGGUGACUGGAAAGUCGAGGACUUGAUCAAGUAUCUAGUUGCUGUAGAGGCCGAGUUGAAGGAAGAAGACUGGGGGCGCCUCAAGCUGACGCCGAUCUUCUCUAAGGAAGGCGAUUCAGCCACAAACGCCAAACCGAAGCGGUAUAGAGCUGACCAAUUGUACGAGCCUUCGGAUACCUUUCGACAACUACACCUUCCAGUCAUCGCUUGGACUUCAAAGUCAAGAUGGAGAGCGUCGGCAGCAGAAGCCAAACUUCUGUUCAAGAUCGGGCUCCUACGUUUCCCGCCUCUGGCUCAACUGAUAGAUCUCUGUUCCUCUGAUGACACUGCUGUACAUACAGCUGCCCUCAAGUAUCUACUCGACAAUAUCCCAGCUCGGUAUAGUGAUUAUAACCCCCACGACUUCGCGCAAAAAGUCUAUAUACCCGCUAACAACGGAGCGCUAACAUGUCUGUCCGCACCCCUAGACGUGUUCUCAGAACGGCAGUGGGCUUCUCUUGGGUUCCUGGUCGCCACUGAAGCGGUGCAGACAUUUGUUCAGAAGCUGAAGAUUCCGAGGCAUCCUUCAACGAAGCAACUCAUAGAUUUACUUCGCACGUCGCCGCCCAAUAUAUCUCAGGCCAAAGACUGGUUUUCUGUAUUAUCCACUCGCAUAUCAGAUUUCUCGGACUCGGAGCUUACGAUACUGUCGAAUACUUCUUUCAUCCCUAUCCCUGACCCAUCGGGCAAGGGGAUCACUCAUACCCCUCCGAGACGAUGUCUCCUCAACAUCAAUACCGGCAAGCUUCAAUCCAAACUUUUCACCUGUGUCGACUUUGGAGCAGCUGCGAACAGUUUCUUGUCUGCUUGCGGCACUAAACGCGAGGCUUCCGUUGAAGAACUUGCACAGAUGCUGUUAGCUGACCCCAGAAAGUUUUACGACCUCUCGGGGGGACCAGAACACUUCCUCAACGAGCUUCGCAAUAUUGCUGUCAAUAAUCGAUUGCUUUCCUCUAUGACUUUUACAAAGAUGAAGAAAGCACCCAUCUUGCUAGGUGUACGCCGCCGGGUCAAAGAAGCAAAUGAAAAGCACCAAGACCUUGACGAAGAAACCUGGGACUUUCAGUACGACCUUCUGGUCCCUAGCAGUAUCGUAAUUGUGGACGAUAGCAACAACUACCAGCUAUUUGGAGACGCUGUCUUUACUGCUCCGCAAGAAGAUAUCCUGGAAGCUUUCUACGCUGAACUUGGUUCCCGCCCCCUGAGUUCUAUCGUCAAGCAGAACUACCGCACCACACAAGAAAUAAAAGAUCCGCACCGGUCUUCGGAGAUGCAUAAUCUAGUUUUAGAGCGGCUACCCUUGUUCCUUCAUGGCCAGACGCACGCGAGAUUGAAGGUCCCUUCUGCGUGGCUGAGCAAGGAAGGAAACUUUGUUGUCAAGAACUAUGGAAAGAUCGAGGUGGAAUCGGUGUUGACGUUUGGCGAUAUUCGCGUUACUCGUAGGCAAGAGUCCUCAGCGGCAGCCAAGCGUGAUGGAUAUGGCGGUGCGAUCCAGUUGUGGGUCGCAUACAACACGAAGGUUGACAUGUUCGAAGUCGCAACUUCACUUGGUCAACUACUUUUCGACGGUGCCAAAGCCAACGACAUGCUGCUAUUUAUGACCAUUCUGUCUACUGAUCUCAAAUCUCUCAAACGACGGGGAUACAAUGUGGAUCGAAUUUUGAGACAACAACAACAUGCCAAGGACGCCGCUCUCGAGUCGCAGAAGAAAGUCCAAGAGGAGAGAGCUCUCCAAGUGGGCAUUCAACAAGAGAAGGUACAACAGGCAAUAGCCGCACCCCCUGUUCACACCGGGCCCGCUCCUGUCCAGACCAACAAGCCGCUUCCGGAGCCAUCUUCCAGUCCAGGAGGGUUCCCUGAAAGUCCGCCUGCGAGAGGGAGCCGUUCCUCUACCUUCUUCAAGUCCAUUCAAGAUCUACGAAACAAGGUCGCCCCACGGCCGGUCACCCCGGAAAGGGAACCGUUGCUGGCCAAUGACCAACAUGCACCUCCGCAAGUGCCGACCGGUUCUCGCCCAGGAAUGCCUGGUCCUGCACGGUCCUCAAAUGGUAACCAUGUUACCCCGUUGAGCAACAUCAAUUCGAACAUCAACAUGGCAAUCAAGGCUUGUCGGCCUGAGAAUGGGAACCUCGUACGGAACAAGCAGGAGAUGCAGCAAGUCAAGGAAUCACUGAACGAUGGUUAUUGUGACAUAAGUGGUCAAGUCGGCGAUCUUAACCUAAUUGGAGAGAUGGGUUCUAUGAAGAUCUUCGUCACUGCCGUGGUGUUGGAAACCAAGAGGGAUGAGAUCGCUCGAUUUAUCCACGUGGUGUCACCGUUGGCGAAGGUGUACAACCUCCCGAUGUCGAGUUUACACAUCUUUUACGACCUUGGAGGGGGCUUGAUUGCCUUCAAUCGGAAUGCCAGCAUUUUCCUCAACCUGCGGUAUUUUGAGGCUUGGCAUCAUGAUCAAGUCCAAAGGGGGAACAUGGAUGAUGCCUUCGUGUCCUGGUACUUCACGCUAGCGCACGAAAUCGCGCAUAACCUUGUUCAGCCGCACAACUCUGAGCAUGAGUUUUAUUUCUCGGCGAUAUGCGAGAAGCAUAUAAAGUCGCUGGGACGGCUUCUUUCGUCUGCUGCGUCGUGA